AUGGCCGGAUCCGACAAACGACAUGCAAGCAGGGGAACCGGCGACAACUCGUGUACGGAGAAUCCUACGGUAGAGCUAGGUCCUCAGCGCCAGGAAGACGACUUCAAAGAAGGUGGCUAUGGCUGGGUCGUUGUCUUCGCCGUGUUCAUGUUGAACGCCCAUACGUGGGGUCUCAACUCUAGUUAUGCCGUGUUUCUCGCCCACUAUCUGAGGACUGGCGUCUUUGGAGACAGCCAGCUCGGGUACGCCUUCGUUGGAGGGUUAUCCAUUUCUAUUUCCCUUUUGGUUGCCCCGUUGGCGACUGUCCUUAUGGGGUGGGGGCGAUGUGGCACGCGGCUCACCAUAUUCAUCGGGGCCGUAUUUGAGACGAUCGCGUUUGUCGGCUCCUCUUUCGCUACCGAGUUAUGGCACAUCCUGCUCAGCCAGGGCCUGUCUUUCGGCGUAGGCUUGGGCAUGUGCUUCGUCCCGUCCGCGGCCGUCCCCCCGCAGUGGUUCGUAAAGCGCCGGUCGUUCGCCAGCGCCAUCACCGCCUCUGGGUCCGGGUUCGGCGGCCUGUGCUACUCGCUGGCCACGAACGCCAUGAUCUCUCGGGUCGGCCUCCCCUGGACCUUCCGCAUCCUGGCCAUCGUGUGCUUCGUGGUGAACAGCGCCGCUAGCUACUUCAUCAGGGACCGCAACAAGGCCAUCGGCUCCGUCCACGUGGCCUUCGAUUGGAGGCUCUUCAAACGCCUCCCCUUCCUCCUGUUCCAGGCUUGGGCAUUCCUCUCCCUCAUCGCCUAUGUCAUCCUCGUCUACAGCAUCGUCGACUACUGCCAAUCCGUCGGCCUGUCCGCCUCCCAGGCCUCCCUGGCGGCCGCAUUGUUCAACCGAAUUGGCCGGCCCCUCAUAGGACUGUCGAGUGACGCCGUCGGCCGUCUGAAUAUUGCCAACAUCUGCACCCUGUUCUGCGGCCUGAUCUGCAUGUUCUUUUGGACUUUCGCCGCCAAGGGCCUGGCAGCUUGCAUGGUCUUCGCCGUGCUGAGCGGCAGCGUCGCUGGCGUCAUAUGGGCCACCGCCGCCCCGCUAUGCGCCGAGAUCGUCGGCAUCGCCGUCAUCCCUUCCGCGCUCUCCGUCACCUGGCUCGUCCUCUUCCUGCCGGCGACGUUCGCCGAGGCUAGCGCCGUGGCGCUCCGGCGGCCCGGGCCCGGGGCAAUGUACAUCGGCGCAUUCGUCUUUGGUUGGGCCCUGAGAGCUUGGAAGGUCGGGGAACUCGGCGAAGCGCAACUCACCAAGGAACAGCGGGAACUGGCCACCCGCGACGACGGCGUGGUGGCGUCGUUAGAACACGGACCGCAGGCCGCCAACCAGAAACCUACUUCCGCCGAGCGGAGGCGAGCAGUCUUUCGGGGCCUAUGGGCUAUUGUACGUGUAUAA
This is a messenger RNA of Durotheca rogersii, 1413 nucleotides long. RefSeq names its product MFS general substrate transporter. The transcript is spliced from 9 exons. Bases 1 to 1413 code for a protein of 470 amino acids. Gene Ontology annotation, biological process: transmembrane transport. NCBI's taxonomy places the organism in Eukaryota, Fungi, Ascomycota, Sordariomycetes, Xylariales, Xylariaceae. Gene Ontology annotation, molecular function: transmembrane transporter activity. The record is from RefSeq and is a predicted model, not a curated record.